AUGCCCGCCCAACCUUCCACUUCUCAACCCCCUCCCCCUCCCCCUCCCCCUCCUUCGAUCACGAUCGUGAUCACAUCACCACCUCAUCGAACGACCACAACCACGACCGCGACCGCGACCGAGACCAUCCAGAGCACGGCCACGACCAGGACCACGAUCACCACCACCAUCACGACGAUCACCACCAGAACCAGCGUCACGACCACGACGAUCACUGCCGAGGAGAUUGACAGGUCUACAGCCACGAUGGUGGACGUGACCUUUGACACGACCAUUGACAUGGAUAUCUGGGAAAUCGAGUAG
This is a messenger RNA of Neurospora tetraspora, 303 nucleotides long. RefSeq lists its product as uncharacterized. The transcript has a single exon. NCBI's taxonomy places the organism in Eukaryota, Fungi, Ascomycota, Sordariomycetes, Sordariales, Sordariaceae. The record is from RefSeq and is a predicted model, not a curated record. Bases 1 to 303 code for a protein of 100 amino acids.